GCUACAAUGGCGGAGAAAGAGGGCGAGGACCCCAAUUCUGCGAAGAGUGUGGUGAGACUUGUACUAUGGGGAAUAAUGGGUCUGUUCGUUGCGGUUAUGGUUGUGGUUUUAAUCGCCUGGGCCUGCCUUCACGCGAGCGACCCGCGUUUUGUCCUAACAGACGUUACCAUUUACGACUUCAACAUCGCACAGCCAAAUUUGUUCACUUCAAAUCUUCAAGUCACCCUCUCUUGUAGCAACCCAAACCAUAAUGUCGGAAUUUUGUACGACCGCCUCGACAUCUAUGCCACAUACCGCAACCAAGAGGUGACGUUGCGGAAACUAUUGCCGGCCAGCUAUCAAGGACAUAUGGACGUGACGUUGUGGUCGCCGGUUCUUACUGCCUCCGCCCAGCCGGUGGACCCUGACCUGUCUCAGGAAUUGAUCGAAGACCAAAAAUCCGGGUUGUUGCUUCUUGACAUCAAGAUCGACGGUUGCCUUAGGUUUAAAUAUGGCUCGUGGGUCUCUGGAUGUUAUCGGCUCCUCGUCAGUUGUCCGGCGUACAUUACCUUCUCCGGCGCCGGUCUUCUAGAGACCAAGUACCAGCCUAAUCAGAAAUGUUCUGUUGAUUUAUGA
This is a messenger RNA of Thlaspi arvense, 615 nucleotides long. The record is from the annotation of a GenBank genome assembly. NCBI's taxonomy places the organism in Eukaryota, Viridiplantae, Streptophyta, Magnoliopsida, Brassicales, Brassicaceae.